GCGGGAGCGCGCGGCCACUGGUGCACGUUCUCGGAGCGCGGAGUCUCCUCCCUCCCGGGCGGGGGCCCGCCCCGGCAGCAGCAGCAGCAGCAUUGCACAGACCCGCCGGGACGGCCAGCAGCCACUUGCAGGGAAGCAGUUAGUAGAAGGAGGCGGCUGGCUGGAAAACGUUUCCUCCUCCGACCAGGCUUUGAGUCUGUUUGUCCAGCAGCAGAUCCGUCCUCAAAGCAAUGGGGAAGGUUGCGCUGAGCGGGGCGCAGGCGGGCUACCCUGAGGCAGAGAGAGCAGCCCCAGCUUGCAAGCAGUGCGCCUCCCGGGCUGCCUCCUCCUGCUCCCAGCUUUGAACCUUUUGUUUUCUCCAGUCGGGGGCGGCGAGCUGCUGGCUGCUGCUAUGUCAGGCAAGUUCCAGGAGGCGUCGGAUCAGGCCAGGCUUUUGCUCUGCCGGGAUCUGCAAGGCGCGGUGGUUGUUCCGAGGCAUAAAUAUUGUCAUGAAAGUUGGAGCUCUGCUGUUUUCAGUUGUGUAAUCCUGAUUUGGUCCAGGGCCAAGGAACGUGAUACUACCCUUACAAGCUGAAAUGCCUUGAGGACCUUGGCUCUGCAUUCAUUCCUCCAGAAGCAAUGGUUUUCUCCGCAGUGUUGACAUCUGCCCAUUCUAGGACAUUGAAUGCUACUUUUAUUGUCUAUGAAAAUGCCUAUAUGAAUGUUACCACUCUCCAAUUUUUGCUUCGUAGUGGCACGACACAACCAUUGAAACACAGUUCAGGGGCCAUGGUCACCACUGAGAUAAGUACUUUACUAGUGAACCCUACAGCUAUCCUGCCAACACAAGAAGUUUUCAAGAGCUUGAGUCUGCCACUCCAGAUCAUUCUUUCUGCUGCUAUGAUAUUUAUACUGUUGGUUUCUUUUCUUGGAAACUUUGUUGUCUGCCUCAUGGUCUACCAGAAGGCUGCCAUGCGAUCUGCAAUUAACAUUCUCUUAGCAAGCCUGGCUUUUGCAGAUAUGUUGCUUGCGGUGCUGAACAUGCCUUUUGCUCUGAUAAGCAUCAUUACCACGCGAUGGAUUUUUGGAGAUAUCUUCUGCAGAGUCUCUGCCAUGUUUUUCUGGCUGUUUGUCAUAGAGGGGGUGGCCAUCCUACUCAUUAUUAGCAUUGAUAGAUUCCUUAUUAUAGUUCAGAGGCAAGAUAAGCUGAAUCCUUACCGUGCAAAGAUUCUCACUGCUGUUUCAUGGGCUGCAUCCUUUGUUGUUGCUUUUCCAUUAUCUGUGGGGAACCCCAACCUGCAGAUACCUUCUAGAGCACCUCAGUGUGUUUUUGGCUACACCACUAGUCCUGGCUACCAGGCGUAUGUGAUACUAGUUGUACUAAUUUCUUUUUUUAUUCCAUUCAUGGUGAUGCUGUACUCUUUUAUGGGCAUACUCAACACUGUACGCCACAAUGCAGUUCGAAUCCAUAGCCACCCGGACAGCAUAUGCCUCAGCCAGGCCAGCAAGCUUGGUCUCAUGAGCCUUCAGAGACCUUUUCAAAUGAACAUUGAUAUGAGCUUUAAAACUCGUGCCUUCACAACCAUAUUGAUUUUGUUCAUCGUUUUCAUAGUCUGUUGGGCACCCUUCACCACUUACAGCCUUAUUGCCACAUUCAACAGUCACUUUUACCACAAGCACAACUUUUUUGAGAUAAGCACUUGGCUCCUUUGGCUCUGCUACCUCAAGUCUGCACUGAACCCGUUGAUUUACUACUGGAGGAUUAAGAAAUUUCAUGAUGCAUGCUUAGAUUUAAUGCCCAAGUACUUCAAGUUUUUGCCACAGUUCCCCGGUCACACAAGGAGACGCAUUCGGCCAAGUGCCAUCUAUGUGUGUGGGGAGCACCGGUCAGUCGUGUAAAACUGCAGCUAUUUGACAUGAUGAUUAUUUUGUGGGAUUAUUUGUUUUGUUUUAUUUUAACAUGGCUCCUUCAACUGCCAUAUCUUAUAACUUAAGUAUGGUUUUCCAAUAUCUUGUUCAAUUUUAUGGGAAAACGUGAUUGAUUAGAACUGGGUUUACUGUCAGAAACAAUGUAAACAAAAUUACAAAUAUUACCUCCAGGAUUCAGCGGAAACCCAGACUUUUUUUUAAAUUACAUUUCUAAUAUUUUGUCAGUUUUCUGCUUAUUAAGCCUGCAAUUGCAUCUAAUUGUAGGGUUUUUUAUGCUGCUAUGGUACAGUAUAUUUAGUUGGUGUAAUUUUUCUGAAAAUGUUGCUGCUUUCUGCCAAGACAUUAGAGCCAAAAAGUCACAUUUAGGUAACUUCUGUUUAAUUUUAACAAAAUUUCAAGAGUUUUGAUGAUGACAUCAGAACAUUUAAAAAAUAUUUCCAUUAAUAUUUUGUGCACUUUACAAAACUUGCUACAGAAUCUGUUUUUCAGAAUGUUUGUGUUGCCUGUGGAGGAGGUUUUUACACAUUAUAGUGGUAGUUUAAUGAAAGAUCUGUUUAGUUUCGUGAGGGCAGAUUUACAUUGGUGUAUCUAAAACUACAAUUACUGAUUUGCUGGAUAUUGUUCCUGAAAAUUAACCUGAUGGGAUAUUAACUCCUUCAUCCUGGUGAAUGAGGAAAUGGAGGCAGAAUGAAAAGAUAAAAUAUCAUUGUACACAUUUUAAUAUUUUUGUGGUUAUGAAACUUCCAAAUCUAUUACUAUGUUCAAAAGUCAAAGUUAUAAAUUAGGGCUGUGAUCCUGUGAUUUACAGCAUGUAGGCAGACGACUGUUCCCAUUCAGAGCCCUAAGGAAGUCAGCGGGAGUCUUUGUGAGUGGAAUGCUGCACCCAGGCAUUCUAAAUGGGCAGGAUCGAGGCCUGGGAGAGUCUAUGGCCAAGGAAUAAUUGGAAUAGGUGUUUCUGGGUCCAAAAAAAAAAAAAAAAGCACAUGAACCAUGUUUUGGUGUGGGGCAAUAAUAAACACCUUCAUCUAAAGAAUGGCCACAGUCCUAAAAUUUAUAACCACGACAAAAAUUGAGAAAAUCUUUCCAUGAAAUAAUCUGAUCUGUAAUUAUAAGAAGUUGGGGAGAUGGUUUAACAAAUGGGGAAAGUUUGGGAAGCUAGUUCAGAAUUUAUAAUGGAGAGUUGGGCAGUGGGGCUUGAGUGGGAUCAAAUACGUCAAAUUCCCUACCUCUCUCCUGUAUUUCUUUAUGUUGUUUUUAUUUGCCAUCUCCCACUCACAUGGCCACUGCCCCACUCAUUUAUUAUGUAUUACAAAUCAGCUUGUUUAGUGGAAGCUUCUUUCCCUGGAAUGCCACACCAUCUCUUGGAUUCAUAUCAGGUACUGACUUUGCCUUUCUCGAUAACUGCCUUGAAAAUAUCCAUUUGUAUUUGAGAAUAGGAAAAAUGUCGGUGGAUUUCCCUCAAUGAUCAUAAUCCAGGUAUGUAUUUUUAUCAACUACAUAAACUUGUAAAUGACAGGUGAAUCGGAUAAACGGGAAAAUUUGUGGCGUUUAAGUAACAGCCCUGAAUUGGGCUUCAGAGUGGAGACAGGUACUACCACAGGGAAGAUUGUGCUUGUGGAAGGUAAAGUCUCUUCUGGGCUGUAUUUGUGCAUGGGAGGAGUGCAGCCUGCUCCCUCCACACACAAUCCCAUUGGCUACGAAUUGAAGGAGCAGAUUGCACCAGCCCUGCUCCAAUUAGGGGAUACAGUCAUCACCCUGCUACCUUCCUACCCCCUUUUUCAGCAUCCUGCUCUCCAGGAGUAAGCGGUCCCUCUGCUCUCCAGAGUACGGUGUCAGUUCUGUUAAAUGUCCCCUUCUAAGCUGCAUAAGGUGUGCGUGUGUGCAUAGAAUAUCAGGGUUGGAAGGGACCUCAGGAGGUCAUCUAGUCCAACCCCCUGCUCAAAGCAGGACCGAUCCCCGACUAAAUCAUCCCAGCCAGGGCUUUGUCAAGCCUGACCUUAAAAACUUCUAGGGAAGGAGAUUCCACCACCUCCCUAGGUAACGCAUUCCAGUGUUUCACCAGCCUCCUAGUGAAAAAGUUUUUCCUAAUAUCCAACCUAAAUCUUCCCCACUGCAACUUGAGACCAUUACUCCUUGUUCUGUCCUCUGCUACCACUGAGAACAGUCUUGAUCCAUCCUCUUUGGAACCCCCUUUCAGGUAGUUGAAAGCAGCUAUCAAAUCCCCCCUCAUUCUUCUCUUCUGAAGACUAAACAUCCCCAGUUCCCUCAGCCUCUCCUCAUAAGUCAUGUGUUCCAGUCCCCUAAUCAUUUUUGUUGCCCUCCGCUGGACUCUUUCCAAUUUUUCCACAUCCUUCUUGUAGCGUGGGGCCCAAAACUGGACACAGUACUCCAGAUGAGGCCUCACUAAUGUCGAAUAGAGGGGAACGAUCACCUCCCUCGAUCUGCUGGCAGCGUCCCUACUUAUACAUCCCAAAAUGCCAUUGGCCUUAUUGGCAACAAGGGCACACUGUUGACUCAUAUCCAACUUCUUGUCCACUGUAACCCCUAGGUCCUUUUCUGCAGAACUGCUGCCGAGCCAUUCGGUCCCUAGCAUGCAUGCAUACUGCAUAAGGCUUGUGUGUGUGUGUGCAAAGAAGCUUCUUGUUCUGUAUGAAUGCAUAGGGACCACUCACUAUCUGGAGAGCAUGUCUGGAUUAGAUUUUAUGAAGCUAUUUAGUGAAGGUCUAAGGCCACUCUCAAAGUAAUCUCUACUCCUCUCACCUAAAAAUAUUGAUAAAAAGGUAUUUGUAUUUUGAACAUAUUAAAGUAGGAAUUUUGCCUUGAUUUUUAUUUCAGUUUUAAAUAAUAUCUUGUUUUGAACAAUUAAAUGCACUGCCACUCAAUGCAGAUUUAACAAGACUGUGGGCUUUCAAGCCGAGGCACCAGGGCUAAGGUGUUGUUAAAAUGAAGAGGCCCCUUGAAGUUAGCUCUUACAUUCACAUUUAAUUCUUCUGGUGGCAUACUUGUAACGGUUAUCCUCUGAUCAGAUGACAGGCAGUAAUGGAGUUUUAGAGCAAAACAACUUGUUUUUUUGUGUUCCUCUUAGAGUACAACUCUUGUUUUUAAUGAAUUUUGCAUCUGUGGCUCCAGUUUAUGGCCGGGCUCGAUUUUGUAUUUCAGAGCUAUCCACUCCUUUUCUCUCUGAAAACAGAAACAUUGUGCUUUAACUAAUGUCAUACAAUGGGAGCACACACACUCUACCACUAGCAGGAACAGAUAUUUUGGCUCUGUCUUCCAGACAAACUAAACUGGUUUGAAUGGAUGUAAUAAAAUAAAAUAAUUCAAGGAGGAAAGAAGAUGAGUAAUCCAGUGAGGUUAGUUAAAUGAUUCCUUGAAGGGGGAACAUGACCUUGCGGGGAUUUCAUAAUCUCUGAUCUGUGCAAGCUGUGAAGUAGAAAUUGCAUCUGUCAAAAAUGUGAUUUGUCUUGGUAAUGCAAUGUUUAAGCCCACAUUGGAGCAUGUUCUCUUCUCAAUGCUUGAUCUGUUAAUGUCAGCUCUUUGCAUUGGGUCAAACUCAGAGGAGUCUUAAAGUGGGGGUGAAACAUACAAAUGGAAUAGGUUUUGGGGAUUGGGAGGUUAGCAGAAAAAAAACCCUAGCUAACCAAGAGGGAGUACAGUAAAGUAAAGGUGAGUUGCUCAGUAUAAAAAUCAGACCAGUUUACCCCAAUGUGUUAUUUACAGAACCAGUUGGUUUAUUGUGUUCAAUUGGCUGUUACAGAGCAGUGCCUUGUUAAUUUCAGUUGAAUUCUUAGGAUCAAGAUAAAGAUUGUUAAACUGCUUACUCUCGCUGGCUAUGAUCCUGCAAACAGAUGGUAACUUUACAAACAAGUGUUUGCAGUAUUAGGGCAAUUGUGUAAGAGAAAUUUUAACUGGGGCCGGGGGGGGGGGGGGUGUUAAAAUCUGAAAUUAAUUUGAUCCUUCUUAAUUUUAGGAGAUUACAAUAUUAUUCUUCCUCUCCAAAAAUGACUUUUUUUUUUUACUCAUGACUGAACUGUGUUCCCAUCUAUUAUAUUCUGAAGAUUCUUUGGUAUUGAAAAUGAAAAUGAAUGUUUUUUUUAUUACUUUGCAGUUAUCUCAGUGUUGUUCAGUCAAAGCAUGAAGCUGUCACAACUUUCAUGUGUACGAUUCUGUUGCUAAAAUGAGUUUUCUAUACUCCUAAGGGAUGUUGCAUUUCUUGGAUAGUUUUACUACUUAUGUAAAGGUAUUUAGUUAUAUAGAGAAGAAAAUGCUUUUUCUCUUUUCUUCCUCUGUUGAUUUUCACUUUUAUGCCUGAUACUUUUAUAAUUUUAUUUGGUUUUAUGCUUAGACGACUGCCAGAUUUUAAUGUUCUUUCUAAGAACGUGAGAGAUUUUUCACUCUCAAGUCAUGCAAUGUUGCCCUCCUUGAAAGAUUUAUUGGUUCAUUUUUCUGUGAAAGCAGAACUCCAGAACACACAUUUGUUGCAGCGAAAAGGGUGAAGAAUUUCUUAAAAGUCAGUUUUUCCUGGAGCCACGACUUUGUCAUUAUGAACUGGUUUAAUCUUUUUGAACAGUAGUAAUUUACCUAUGUGGAGAAACCUUGAAUUUACUGUUUUAAAAACAAAUUGUUAAGUAGAAUUGUGUUGUAUUUUCUGUACAUAUCACACCCAUGAAAAUAACUCAAAAACAAAAAAGGAAAAUAAACAUGAACAUUCUUCAA
Caretta caretta (loggerhead turtle) is the source of this 6624-nucleotide messenger RNA. It is a transcript of the gene GPR63, whose product is annotated as G protein-coupled receptor 63. Gene Ontology annotation, molecular function: G protein-coupled receptor activity. The record is from RefSeq and is a predicted model, not a curated record. NCBI's taxonomy places the organism in Eukaryota, Metazoa, Chordata, Testudines, Cheloniidae. Gene Ontology annotation, cellular component: membrane. Gene Ontology annotation, biological process: G protein-coupled receptor signaling pathway.